CGGGGCGGAGCCGGACGGCGGGGGCCCUAGGAGACGAGCGCCGCGUGGUGGGUAGCAGGGCCCCCUAGCGCGCGGGCCUGCGGACGCUCGGACGAACAUGGUCCUUUCUUCGGAAGAAGAGAUCGGGCCCUCUCUCGUGGCUGGUUCGGGCGAUGAACCCGGAGCACCCACCCGGCCGGGAAGAAGGGGGCGGUCAGGCCGAGCUGUCUCUUUAAGACCGUGUUCCUGCUGACACCAGAUGCCAAGGCCUCCAUGGCUGUGAUAAGCCUGCUGUUCUUGGCAGUCAUGUACGUUGUUCACCACCCCCUGAUGGUCAGUGACAGGAUGGACCUGGACACCCUAGCCAGGAGCCGGCAGCUGGAAAAGCGACUGAGUGAGGAGAUGCGGCAAUUAGACAUAGAGUUUGAAGAAAGGAAGCAGGCAGCUGAGCAGAAACAGAAAGCAGAGGACUUCUGGCGAGGAGACAUACCCAAGGACAAGUUAGUUCUGGGGAAGAAAGACCAGGGGUGGCCGUUCCAGGCUGCUGGCCAGGAGGGGCCUCUGGGCUGGCUGCUGGGAAACCUGUGGAAUGCUGGCCUCUUCUGCCUCUUUCUCAUCUUUGAGCUCCUGCGGCAGAACAUGCAGCAUGAGCCGGCCUUUGAUUCCAGCAGUGAUGAGGAGGAGGAAGUCCGGGUUAUACCUGUCCUGUCUUCCAACUGGCUCACUGACUUCCCUUCCCAGGAGGCCUUGGAAUCCUUUUACAAACAGCAUAUCCAAAAUGCCAUCCGUGACCUCUCAGGCACCUGCGAGUUCGUGGAGGGUUUUGUGGAUGACCUGAUUGAAGCCUGUCGGGUGCUCAGCCGGCCAGAAGCUCACCUGCAGUUGGAGGACUGCCUGGGCAUCGGGGCUGCCUUUGAAAAGUGUGGAAUCCUCCACGAGACCCAGAAAUUUGAUGUCCUGGUGCCGAUUGUCCCACCAAAGGGCACCACAUUUGUCUUGGAGAUGAGGGAUCCGGCCCUUGGCCACCGCUGUGGCAGUGUGCUGGUGGAGUCCGAAUGCAUGUGCAAGCAUGAGAAGCUCCUGGGGGAUGUGUUGUGUCUGGUGCACCACCACAGGGACCCCUCGGCAGGCUCAGGCAAGUGUAACAGCUCCAUCAAAGCGUCUUUCUGCACCGGCACCCACCUGGAUGUGUGCAAGACUGUGCAGUGGUUCCGGAGCAUGGUGGGCAAUGCCUGGGCUCUAGUGGCCCACAAGUAUGACUUUAAGCUCAGUCUCCCACCAUCUGCCACCUCCUGUAAGCUCAGGCUGGACUACCGCUCGGGCCGUGUUCUCUCCAUCAGGUUGGUCCUGGGGGUACAGCGGGAGGACACCUUGGUCUACCUGGUGAGUCAGGCCUCUGAGCAGGAGCGGCUCACCAGCGUGCACUGGCCGGAGUCCUUUGCAGCCUGCGAGCACUUGUUCCUGAAGCUGGUCGGACGCUUUGCCCCCGAGAACACCUGUCACCUCAAGUGCCUCCAGAUUGUUUUGAGUCUCCGGGACUGCCAGAGGUUACCCAAGGGGGCGUCCCGCCCCAUCCUCACCUCCUACCACUUCAAAACGGCCCUCAUGCACCUGUUGCUACAGCUGCCCCUCACAGACUGGCAGCACAACAUGCUUUCUCAGCGACUCCAAGACCUGCUCUGGUUCCUGGGCCGUGGUCUCCAGCAAAGAUCCCUCCAUCAUUUCCUCAUUGGUAACCCUUUCCUGCCCCUGACCAUACCAAUUCCCAAGACGUUUCGGAAUGCUGAGCCUGUCAAUCUCUUCCAGCACUUGGUCCUGAACUCCACGGCAUACAGGCAGGCAGUGGAAGAGUUCCAGAACCUUCUGACCCAACUCAAAACUCUUCCCUGUGCCCCACUGGCUGGGGUAUCUUAAUAUAAAGGCCAUUUUGGAAAUGA
This is a messenger RNA of Chinchilla lanigera (long-tailed chinchilla), 1916 nucleotides long. RefSeq names its product inositol 1,4,5-trisphosphate receptor interacting protein-like 1 (gene Itpripl1). Lineage: Eukaryota; Metazoa; Chordata; Mammalia; Rodentia; Chinchillidae. The transcript is spliced from 2 exons. Gene Ontology annotation, cellular component: membrane. The record is from RefSeq and is a predicted model, not a curated record. Bases 253 to 1893 code for a protein of 546 amino acids.